This is a messenger RNA of Closterium sp. Yama58-4, 438 nucleotides long. The record is from the annotation of a GenBank genome assembly. Lineage: Eukaryota; Viridiplantae; Streptophyta; Zygnematophyceae; Desmidiales; Closteriaceae.
AUGAUUCAUCUCCUCCCUCCCCGUUUCAUGAUUCAUCUCCUCCCUCCCCGUUUCAUGAUUCAUCUCCUCCCUCCCCGUUUCAUGAUUCAUCUCCUCCCUCCCCGUUUCAUGAUUCAUCUCCUCCCUCCCCGUUUCAUGAUUCAUCUCCUCCCUCCCCGUUUCAUGAUUCAUCUCCUCCCUCCCCGUUUCAUGAUUCAUCUCUCCCUCCCCUCGUUUCAUGAUUCAUCUCCUCCCUCCCCGUUUCAUGAUUCAUCUCCUCCCUCCCCGUUUCAUGAUUCAUCUCCUCCCUCCCCGUUUCAUGAUUCAUCUCCUCCCUCCCCGUUCAUGAUUCAUCUCCUCCCUCCCCGCCUUUUCAUGAUUCAUCUCCUCCCUCCCCGUUUCAUGAUUCAUCUCCUCCCUCCCCGUUUCAUGAUUCAUCUCCUCCUCCCCGUUUCAUGA